This is a messenger RNA of Caenorhabditis remanei, 1284 nucleotides long. RefSeq lists its product as uncharacterized. Lineage: Eukaryota; Metazoa; Nematoda; Chromadorea; Rhabditida; Rhabditidae. Gene Ontology annotation, molecular function: lipid binding. The transcript has 4 exons. The record is from RefSeq and is a predicted model, not a curated record. The coding region runs from base 1 to 1284 and encodes 427 amino acids.
AUGCUCAUUCUGUUUCUUCUGACGACGACUCUUGCCGCGGAAGUCGUCGUUAAGAUGACUCCGAAGGCAGUUGCUCACGUCUUCAAAAAGGAAAUGUCUGCUCUUCACAAAUCAGUUCUUCAUCUCAAACCACCACCAUUUCAAGCCACCUAUCUCGGUCUUGAGGUGACAAUUGACCACCUUCAAGUCGUUGAUUUAAAAAUGCCGAGGCUUACUUAUGAGACAUCCACGUCAUCAUCCCAAAUGACAUUCAAAUUAAUCGGUGGAUCUGCCCGCCUUCUCGGACAAUACUCGGCUGUCUACAAAACGAAACGAGAGGGACAAUUCGAAAUGAAUCUCGAACAUUUCCAUUUAUCUGUUCCGGUGCAACGAAACUCAUUGACGAAAUUUGCUGUCUCUUCUGAUUUGUGUACAUUGGAAGUUGAUGAAUCUAUUAUCACAAUGAGACCAGUUCUCCCAGAACAAAUAUCUGAAAAGAUUCGAUUUGAUCUGUUGGAACAACUUCGAUUGGCUUCUUGCACGAAGGCCACAUCGUUAUUCGCCAAAAUGAAUAGCAAAUUGAUGCACUUCGCAGAGGCAACAGAUAUCAGUCAAGGAGGACAUCCAUCUCAUAUCAACGUGGAACUUCAAUUCCAGAAUCCAACAGCAGAAGAUGAUUCUGCAAUCCACGUGGAUGUGUCUGAAAGUGUUAUCAAUGCUGAACUUUCUAAACUGUACUCUACUGCAAACACUAGAUUCAUCUGGAAUGAUGUGCCCGAGAUUAAGGAUCUUUUGAAGACUUGCAAGGCUUCUGAAUGCAAAUUUUUCGAGGAUGGAGACAUUGUUUCAUCGUUCUUCGAUCGUCCAUCUGUCAGAAUUCACUCGGAUGAUUCCAUUUCUCUCCGACUUCCCCUUUCCACAUCAUUGACAACUACCGGUGGACAAGAACUAUUCCGAAUUCAAACAGAAGUCAAUCUCAAUUUGGAAGACGUCGUUUUGGAGCAACCAGAAAAUGGAGAUGUCUCAUGGAGUGCAAAGUUCCGUGUCAAAGAUAUCAAUAUUCUCCAGACGUCGAGCUCCAGAAAUUUCCAAAAGUUCGCGACAACUAUGGAGUCGUGGAUUGAUGGUCAUAAGGGAUUUUUAGAGAAUCUCUUGAACACAUACAUUCGUGGAAGUCUUCCAGUUCAUCUCAGAUCCCCACUGGUCUGGACGCAUCGUCUUCAUGCUCGUCCAAACUUUUCCACGUCAUCUCUCAACUUCCUUGUCCAUCCACACUUCUCACCACCACUUCGGGUGCUCGCCUAG